This is a messenger RNA of Podarcis muralis (Common wall lizard), 3753 nucleotides long. The record is from RefSeq and is a predicted model, not a curated record. Lineage: Eukaryota; Metazoa; Chordata; Lepidosauria; Squamata; Lacertidae.
CUUUAAAGGAGGAUUAGACAAAUUCAUGGCUGACACGGGUUUCAGAGAGGGUUCUCACAUAGCCCUACUUGGAGUUGCUGGGGAUUGAAACUGGGACCUUUUUCAUGCAAGGCAAAAGGGUGUCUGAUAGCAGUGAUGGGUAGAGUAGGCUGCUGCCAGUCAGAGUAGCCAGUAUAGAGCCAGAUGGAUGAAUAGCCUGAGCUAGUAUAAGGCAGCUUUUCUGUGUUUCAGAUUGCAUCUUUUAAAGGGAGUGAAACUGGAGCAGAAACUGGUUUGCUGUACCAAGUUCCUGUAAGGCUAGAAUGCUAUUUUGGGGUGUGAAAUGUCCCUUUUCGGGAAAAGGGUCGUUGCAAUCUCCUGGGCACUCAGAAAAGAAAGUCUUGUUUUUUUCUGGCUCACCUCUUAGGUCAUGUGCCCGGAAUGAUUCUACAUCCAGCAGGUCAUCUCCAGAGUCUAACCACUCCCAUUUAUUACAUCACAAGGCGGGAUCCCGGUCUUCACACAGCAGAUCCUGUUCAUCAGGGACAAGAUCCUAUUCACGUUCUCCUAGCUACUCACCCAAGUCCUGCAAGAGAAGCCCCGGCAGCAGAAGCUCCAGGCAGCGGCGAAGCCCCAGCUAUGCUCGCUAUAGUCCUAUCAGGGACCGUGAACGAGAUCACAAGUACGGGUCCAGUGGGAAGGAGUCUCACAGGCACCGUGACCGCCGACGCCGCAAACAGUCAUAUUCACCCAUGAGGAAGCGGAGAAGAGAUUCCCCCAGCCAUCUGGAAGCCCGACGCAUAACAAGUGCCCGGAAGCGCCCAAUCCCCUACUACCGCCCCAGCCCCUCUUCCUCAUCCCCCAGCAGCAUCAGCAGCUACUCCUCCUGGCACAGCCCCUUCAGCUACUCCCCCAGCCGUAGCCGCAGCUACUCCAGCAAAAGGACCAGCCGCAGCAGAAGCUGGAGCAGCAGCGGCAGCAACCGGAGCCGCAGUGGCAGCAGCUCAGGGGCACGGAACAGCCGGCGGAGCGGCAGCAGGAGCGGCGAGUCGGCAGGCAGCUACAACAGCUUGCGGCGUUAGCGGACCACGCCCAGGAGGGGGUGCCCUUCCCUCCCACUUCAAUGGACUCAACGAAAUGAAUUUCUCAAGGGGCAGAUCCGGAAAGGCGUCCUGUUCUUGACCGGAAGCAAACGACACCACUCGUUCAGCAACCCUACGUUGCGGGGGACAUCCCAGAGGGAUGCAUCUUUCUAUCUUUUUUCCACCUGACCCACCAACCCAUGGGAAAAAACCAGCAAUGAAAUUGAUCCCUUGUCAUUGCAGGCCGGCGAGUGCAAACCUGGGCUGUCUCUAGCACGUUUCUCCUGCACGGAUGGGAUCUGCUUCACACCAGUCCAUCAGCUCUGGGAACUCAAGAGAACUGGGUGCGUCCUCCUCUUGCCUGUAUCACAGCCACCGUUGGACCGUCCCAUUGAGGGAGUGCUGUUGAUGCCUCACCCCAAAUUCCUCCACUAUUCAGCAGGUCAUGUUGCUGGUUCCUGUUGCUCCCCAUUAAAGGCGGAGUAGACUUUGCUAUGUCAUCCAUUAAGAAGCCUGCAUUGCAGGGGGCUGAACUUGGAUGGCCCUCCCAACUCUACAAUUCUAUGAUCGAUUCCUUUGAGCUUCUGUCCUCCGUGUCCUUCUUCCUCUUGUGAUCUGCACCCUCAAUCUUCCCUGGCUGACCCAGGCGGCUGCAGAAACCUCGCCUUCUGCCACCAGAGAGUGACAGUCGUGUGACAACAAACUAGUUGCCGGCCUUCCAAGGACGUCAAACUGGAUCGUCAAACUCAUCGUUAAUGUGACGGCAUCUCCCAGUCCAAGCCAUGGAACUUAGUAUGACCCAAGGGUGAGGAACCUGUGGCCUUCCAGAUGCUUGAUGGACUCCAUCAACGUCCAUCAACUCCAAGCCAACAUGGCCAACAGUCAUGGAUGUUUGUGGUCUUCCCAGCUGGGUCAUCUUGAUUGGCCAUCACAGGAUGCUGGACGAGAUGGGCCUUUGGCUGGGCUCUUCUUAGAUAUUUUUGGAGAGUUGAAGUCCCACAACAGCUGGAGGGGCAUGGGUUCCCCACAACCAGGACCACCCCCAACCUACGAUUCUCAAACCCACCUCCGGAAUUAAUGAGGAGGAGUUAAAAUCUACCGAGCUAAUGAUGCAGGGAAUUUGAGGGAGGGGGUAAAGUGAAGUGAAAUAGCAUCUCCAACAUAGAUAAGGGAAGUCCAUCACUCUGAGGAAGGCAAGGCAUCAUGCGCAUUAAUACCCUUUGACCCGUAGCAACAUUCAUUUUUGUAAAAACCUGUAUAAAUAGAGGCAAAAAAGGAGAGAGAGAGACAGAAGUUCUGUGUUAUUUAUUGGAGGUGGGAGGGAUCUCUGAACAACCCCCUCCUCCGCUGUAUUGCAUCCACCCCAACCUUUCCUGCCAGACCACAUAGAGGGUGGUUAAAUGUGGGAUUUUGCAAACCCUGGAAAGAUGUGCCUGCUUAGAGGGCUGUCCACAGGCGUUUGACUCCGUGGCAGCAAAGUCUCCUUCUUUUCCCCUCAAUCCGACCGUGUGCUGUUAUAUGUUCCUUUGUUAUUUAUUGAUUGCUGUAAUUAUUUAUUACGUUUGGGAUUCGGUCCUGAGUUGCAUGUCAAUCACUUGCUGUCGCUAUCAAAGUUUAAUUUAUUCCCAUUUUUGAGCACUAAGUUAUUAGUAUUUAUUAUUAUUAUUGGGGUUGUUUUGUUUCAUUUAAUGCAGGAAUGUAGAGGCCCACGAGUGACGUUCAGGCUCAGUUUUACUAUAUUUUGCUACCUCUGGCUCUUUCCCCCUAAUUAGGAAUGUCAGAAAACUCUGAUGAAAAUGGAAAUAGGAGUGGAAAUUGCUGGUGUUUGGUCCCAUAUCUGGGGUGGAAAUCAAUCCGAUGAAUUCAAUUGGGAUUCACUGUUAUUGGUUUCAAUCUGCAAAUCAUAUGUUGCUGAUUACACCCCCUUUUCACUAUUAGCAUUGUGUUUUCUUUGCAUUGAAAUGAUGGGUGGAAAAACAUUACUAUUGUUUGUUAUUAUUAUUAUUUUAAUUUAUUACCUGCCCUUUACCCUAAGGUCUCAGAGUGGAUUGCAACAAUUGAAACUCAACGUUAAAAACAGUUUAAAUCCACUUACAGUCACAAAAUUAAUGCGGGUCCUAUCGCAAUGACAAUAUGCAAUGAUUACAGAAAUUACGCAAAUUGCGUAAUCUCACCACAGCAGAUGGCGAGACACGACGGUAAAAGUAGCUUAAAACAACUGACAAUCACAAAGUAGGGUUGGGCCCUAUUGCAAUGGCAAAGUCAUUUACAUAGUUAGUUACCUAAAUCACAUGUUUCACAAUUUUGCCCCAGUGGACCUGGAAAAAAAGAACAUUGCUUUGAAUGGAAGACGAAUCGCAGCAGUCAGAAGCAGUGCUGCACGCAAUCAGAGGCAUAGCAAGGUCAGAUGGUACCCAGUGCAGAAAAAAAAUUGUCACCCCCCCCCCCAAAGUUGUUGAAGGUUAGGGAAGGUUGCCCAGAGUUGUUGAGCAAAUCCGACCGCCAAUCGCAUAAAACCACCCGCCGGAGGGUGCAAACGCAGCCCAACGGGGGGUGCAAGACUGAUCGCCAGGCGUAUUUACACACCCCCUAGGCAUGACACGCCAGGAUGCAGGUGGCGCUGCGGGUUAAACCACAGAGCCUAGAACUUGCCGAUCAGAAGGUCGGCAGUUUGAAUCCCCGCGACAGGGUG